AUGCCCCCUCCGGUCCCUUGCACUGGGAUUGACAACAAUGCCCAAGCAAAUCAGUCUCCACACCCCUCCACACCCCCUUCUUCAUCGCCCAGCAAGACCGAUCGCAUUGAUUACACAUUGCUUGCUUCGUCAUGGAGACUACUCGGCGGCGUCAGCUCCACAGCUGUGACCCUUGUCGCAAAGGGAAACGAGGCUGCGAUGCACCGGCUUACGCAAUGCUAA
Messenger RNA from Penicillium angulare, 222 nucleotides. RefSeq lists its product as uncharacterized. The coding region runs from base 1 to 222 and encodes 73 amino acids. The record is from RefSeq and is a predicted model, not a curated record. The transcript has a single exon. Lineage: Eukaryota; Fungi; Ascomycota; Eurotiomycetes; Eurotiales; Aspergillaceae.